This is a messenger RNA of Pyricularia grisea, 603 nucleotides long. RefSeq lists its product as uncharacterized. The transcript is spliced from 2 exons. Lineage: Eukaryota; Fungi; Ascomycota; Sordariomycetes; Magnaporthales; Pyriculariaceae. The record is from RefSeq and is a predicted model, not a curated record. The coding region runs from base 1 to 603 and encodes 200 amino acids.
AUGGCUCUCCUUCGCUUGGCGUUAUAUACCUCAAUGCUCCAGCGGUCGAAAGCCUACACCAAACGACUCGUCAGGACCCAAACCCUUCCUCCUCCUCCACCUCGCCUCUUUGUUAACCAGCCUCAGGACUGUGAUGACUGCCGUGACCAGGCGCAGUGUAUGCUGCUGACGGAACGGGCAAAAGCUGCACAUGAUCGUGCUAGUUAUUUGGCCAACAUGUCGGUUAAAGCUUCACAAGAGCUCGCUAAAGCGAAUAGGUUGGCUGGUCUUCCGGACUUGCAGGACUAUCAUCACCCGAUACCGUGGAGAGAAGACUACGAGAAACGACAGCCGGCAGCACAAAUCGCCCGGUCUCGCCAGCACAACCAACCAAACGGACAUGGCUCUCCCCAGUCAGAUGGUGAAAGGCCGCCUGUCACAAAACGAAAGGCAGAUUCUCCUCUUCCAAAUGAAGGCCCGUUUCGUCGUGCCCGCCCCAACCAGUUAGACGGACAUGGCUCUGUGCAGUCGACUGCUGCUGGUGGUGGUGACAAAGACUCACCUGCCCGUUACUCAACCAGAGGCUCUUACAACUCCGGACCCGAUGCUCCUACCAACUCCUAA